AUGCCCUACGGCCGCACUCUCGGCCUCCCCCCGCCCCGCGCGCACCUGAUGUCGGCGCAACCCGCGUUCAACCCCGUGUCGCGGUACCUGUCGCUGGGGCUGUCGUUUUCGCCUGACACGGGCAAGCCCGUGUGGGGAUUCCCCCCCGCCGCGUCGUUCGUGGCGAAGUUCGGGCCUGUCGGCGACCAAGGCCAAUGCAGCGCGUGCUGGGCGUUCGCCGCAGCGGGCGCCGUGGAAGGCGCGUACUACGCGCUGUCGUCGCAACUGCCGCCGAACUCGUCGCUGUCGUCGCAGCAGCUGGUGGACUGCGCCGUCGGGUCGUGCAUGGGCGGGUACCCCGAGGACGCGCUGCAGUACGCGACGGCGAACGCGCUGGCGCAUGCGACGUCGUACGCGUACCGUGCGACGAAGGCGACGUGCAAUGCGACGGGCGUGCAGCAGCACGUGGGGACGCAGGUCCCCACAACGAAUGCGGCGGUGAACACGAGCACGGUGCCAUCAGCGCUGCGCAUCCAGCUGUACGAGCAGGUGCCGCUGCCCGGCGCGCUGGGGCUCAUUCUCGCCGUGCAGAAGCAGCCCGUUAUAGUCACGCUGCACGGCUCGCACCCCUCGUUUGCCUGGUACACGGGCGGGCUGUACGCGGACGAGACGUGCUUCGACCCAGCGAGCCCCGUACUAGACCACGCAGUUCUCGUGGUGGGGUAUCGCUUCACGGCACCAGGCGCGAGCGACAACCAUUUUGUGCUGCGCAACAGCUGGGGGCCCGCGUGGGGCGAGGACGGGUACAUGCGCGUGGCCGUGAGCAGCGCACAGUACGGAGGCAUCUGCGGCAUGACGUACAACCUGGGCGUCUACCCCGUGCUGGACCCCCAGAAGCAGGCUAACCCAUGCACAUCAUGCGGGGGGGGCGCUUGUAGAACCACUCGCAUCCUCGCCCAUGGCACAUCCACCCCCAUCCCCACCACCACCACCACAUACUCCUCCUCUUCCUCCUCUUCCUCCUCCUCCUCCCCCUCCUCUGUCCCCUCUCGCCGUCUCCGUCGCUCCAACUUGGAGAUUGCACGCUCGCGGCUGCAGCGGGUGGCACGAGAGGGGCCGGGGGACAGACGGCGGCAGCUGGUUUCCAGCGACAGCAACCCCGGAAGAAGCCAGCAGCACCACCAGCACCACCAGCAGCGGCAGUGGCACAAGGGAGCGAGCAAGAAAGGUGCCACACGAGCAAGCCCGAAGAAAGCGGGCAGUGAGGCUGUCGUGACAGGCAGUGGUGGUGGGUCCAGUGGGGGGGUGGUAGAGAGCAGCAUUAAAUCGGCUGCGUUGGGGAUGGGCAGCAGCAGCAGCAGCAGCAGCAGCAGGUCGUUGAUGGCAGCAGCUCGGGCUAUCUUUGCCGCUGUGAAGAGCAGCAAGGCGUUUGAGAAGAUGAGAGGGGCAGCUGCUGCUGCUGCACGCUCCAAGGCACCUGCUGGUGCCUCCACUAAAGGCACUAAAAACUCUGCUCGUGUAAAGCCGGGCUCUUCUCUGCCGCCCUCUGCCCCAUCACGGCCUUCCUCCUCUUCCUCCGCCGUUUCCUCCUCCUCCUCUGUCUCCUCCUCUGCCUCGUCUUCCUCGUUCUCCUCCAACCAGCAACCAACCGGUCCUCUCCUAAAGCUCGUGAACCCAUACGCUACAUACUAUAUCUCGCCGACUCCCCCGCCUCCUCGCCCCCCCCCGCCCCAGUCCCCCCCUCCGUCCCCGCCUCCCCCGAUAAGCACCCCGCCUGACAGCAUGGCGUGCCCUCCCUCCCCCCCUCCCCCGCCGGCGUACGGGGACUACAGGUGCCUGUGUGGGCCGGGGCUCAGCCUCGCCAUCAGCAAGGACGGCAGCCAGGCUUGCGUCAUGGGUGAGUUUACUUUUGAGGCGCCUCAAAAGCCCCCUCCCCCGCCAGUGUACGGGGAUUACAGGUGCCUGUGUGGGCCGGGGCUGAGCCUGGCUAUCAGCAAGGAUGGCAGCCAGGCUUGCGUCAUGGAGGACGCAUGUGCAGCGUUCACGAGCAACCCGUGUGGGGGGGGUGCGUGUGUGAACGACGGAGAGGGUGGGUACUCGUGUGUGUGUCCGCCCAACUACAUGCGCAGCACUCUCAGCUCCGGUGCCCCCACCUGCGUGCCUCGCACGGCGGGCAAGAGCAGCACGUACCAGGUGGUGGGAGGUGAGACGUGCUACGACAUCUACAUGUUCUUCGGCCUCUCACAGGACACCUUCCUGCACCAGAACGCCGGCAUUGACUGUGACAACUUGCAGGAGGGCAUGGUGCUGUCUGUUCAACCAGACGACGACCUUGAGAGCUGCCGCACCAGAUACCCCAUCUCACUGGUGGACAGCCUGGCAUCGGACUGUUCGGCCAUAGAGGACCGCUUUGGCGUGGACGUGGUUUCACUUAACCCAGGCAUCGACUGCUCACACCUUGUGCCUGGCCAUCAGGUGUGUGUGGAGCGCGGGAAGGGCAUGGCAGGCGUGGAGGAGCACCGCAUGUGCACCAAGUACCAGCGCGUGGACGUGGGGGACACGUGCGAGAGCCUCAUCGACAGCAACGGCCUCUCGUGGCUGUCUCUGUUCCGCCUCAACCCCGGCCUGCUGUGCGAUAAUCUCAACGGGCUCAUUGACCAAGAGAUCUGUGUGGCGGGGCACCCAGUGGGCGCGGUGGUGUGUGGGAAGCCGGUGCAGGGGGUGAAGAACCGCAAGUACACAGUGAACGCGGGCGACAGCUGUGCGUCGCUGGUGGUGGUGCAGUUCCAGCGCCAGCCGCCGCUCGUGCCACUGCUCAACCGCGGGUGGAUGUGCCGCCAGCAGUCGCUCUUCAAAGGCAUGCCGCUCAGCAUUCCCUCCUGA
Molecule: messenger RNA, 2862 nt
Organism: Closterium sp. Naga37s-1
Lineage: Eukaryota; Viridiplantae; Streptophyta; Zygnematophyceae; Desmidiales; Closteriaceae
Source: the annotation of a GenBank genome assembly